Molecule: messenger RNA, 468 nt
Organism: Closterium sp. NIES-65
Lineage: Eukaryota; Viridiplantae; Streptophyta; Zygnematophyceae; Desmidiales; Closteriaceae
Source: the annotation of a GenBank genome assembly
AUGAGGAGGAAAGGGAAGGCAAACGGAAAAGAAUCUUGGGCUGGGGGAACGGGGGAAGUGAGCAAAGGCGGAGCUGAUGUUUCGGAAGCCCACUUUUUUCCAAUAGGUCGUGUUAAGUUUCUCCCUGUGUCCUCCAUCCGUCCCCCUCUCACUGCGUCGUCCCGUCUGCGUAUCGAGUUCAUAGCGGAGAACGAGCUGGUGUCCAUCGUGCCCAACUUCCGAGCCGACGCGCUGCACCUCCACGCCGGCGACAUUGGGCCGUUCAGGCCUCAGAUUGCCCUGCAGGUGCCGCUAUGGCUGGCCAUCGCUCUCAAGAAGCGCGCCAAGUGCUCCAUCCAGCCGCCUCCCUGGCUUGCUGCAGAUCGGUUGACAGAGAUACUGGAAGCAGAGAGGGAGAAUGAGGGCUUUCAACAAAUGCCUUUCCACUAUAUUGAGAUCUCCCAGCUCCUCUUCUCAGCAGAAAAGUAA